Messenger RNA from Acanthamoeba castellanii str. Neff, 627 nucleotides. RefSeq lists its product as uncharacterized. The record is from RefSeq and is a predicted model, not a curated record. Bases 1 to 627 code for a protein of 208 amino acids. NCBI's taxonomy places the organism in Eukaryota, Discosea, Longamoebia, Acanthamoebidae. The transcript has 3 exons.
AUGGCGUCAAGGAAGGAUCGCCCACGCGGCGCCCCGACAGAUGGGGCCGCUGCGGCGGCAGCACCAGCUGCUGACGAGGCAGGUGGGGUGUGGCGCUACGUGCGACCCACUACGCUUGCCAAGCUGGUCGUCUGGGCCAUCCUGCAGGUCAUCUUCUACAGGCUCGAGUUUGGGCUGGUGUUCUUCAUCGCGAGCUGCUUCUACUGGGUGUGGGACAGCAUGUCGUCGUCUGCUGCAACCGACGGCGAGCGGGUCAGCGCCUACUCGGUGUUCAAUCGCGGCGUCAGCGCUCUUCCAGGGACGCUGAACGCCAACGAGUUCGACAACAUGAUGCGCGGUGGCUUCGCGCCGCCGCCGGGUGGUGAAGAAGAGAAGCGGCCGGCAGUUGGUGGAGUGGACGACAACGACGAAGAAGACCAGGCGAUCCAGCGCGCCGCCAUGGCCAGCCUCAAGCACCGGAAGGCGACGACCGAGCAGCAGAAGACGAAGGCGAAGAAGCCGCCCACCACCACCACCAAGGCCCGCACCUACGCAUCUUCGUCUUCUUCUUCAUCCGUGGCGGCCCCAAAGCCGCUGGUCUUCGACUCUGACCUGCAGGCCCUCAUGCGAAGUGUGGCCAAGCCUUAG